This is a messenger RNA of Melospiza melodia melodia, 2458 nucleotides long. RefSeq names its product serine/threonine-protein kinase PAK 1-like. NCBI's taxonomy places the organism in Eukaryota, Metazoa, Chordata, Aves, Passeriformes, Passerellidae. Gene Ontology annotation, biological process: regulation of axonogenesis; intracellular signal transduction; protein phosphorylation. Gene Ontology annotation, cellular component: cytoplasm. Gene Ontology annotation, molecular function: protein serine/threonine kinase activity; ATP binding. Bases 101 to 700 code for a protein of 199 amino acids. The transcript has 4 exons. The record is from RefSeq and is a predicted model, not a curated record.
GCAGCAAGCUCUUCCUCUCAGUGGCCAUGACUGUUCUGCCAUUACUCCCCAUUCCCCUGGAGAGGGAAUCUUUUAGAUUCUUUGUUUCCUUUCUUGUGUGAUGAAAUCACACCACUCAUUUUUGCCCUUCUGUUUCUGUUUUCUCGCUCAGUGCCUGCAAGGACUGGAUUUUCUUCAUGCAAACGAUGUGAUCCAUCGAGACGUGAAGAGUGACAACAUCCUUCUCAGAACGGACGGUUCUGUCAAACUGGCUGAUUUUGGCCUCGCUACUCAGCUCACCCCUGAGCAGAGCAGACGGUGCUCGGUAACCGGGACUCCUUGGUGGAUGGCGCCUGAAGUGGUGACAGGUCAACCAUAUGGCCCCAAAGUGGACAUAUGGUCUUUUGGAAUUGUGGGAAUUGAAAUGAUAGAACAAGAACCUCCUUACUUGGGCGAAAGUUCUGGCACGGCUACAUACCUGAUAGCCACAGUAGGGACUCCACAGCUGCGGCAGCCCAAGCUCCUCUCGGCUUUGCUGCGUGACUUCCUGAGCUGCUGCCUGCAGACAGACGAGGAGCAGCGUUGGUCUGCCAAGGAGCUCCUGCAGUUGAAGAGUCAUCUGUCCGGGCUUCAAGGGUUAUGCUGGAGUAGUGAACUGAUUAGGAUGGGAGCAGAAGAGUUUCAGCAGGCAAUUUUUGGAAGAGAUGGAAGGCUCUUGUGACUGAAGGGAAAGCCAUUUGGAAUGGAGAAAUGAUCCCAAAGUCCAUCCAAUUGUAUCUUUGUGUCUGAAUUGAAAUCAGAAUGAUUAUAGAUAGCUUCAUGCAAUUUGUCUACAAAUUUAUCAAAGUCUUCAUUCUUUCUUUGACAAAUCUGUGUAAAAGACAUAGUGUGUAUCUUAUCUGGAAGUGCAAGAAAUGCAUUACAUGCUAGUUGUUGGCUCAUCUGUUAGACUUGCUCAAUGCUCCUAGCCUGGGCAGUGGCAGUAGCCCCGGGCCCUUUGCCAAGUAACUGUUGUGCUGUUAAACCAUACAGAGGAUCACCCUGCACUCUAGCUCUUGCAGCUUCUUGAGCACACUUUUCCUCCCAGCUUUUAUGAAACAUCACCUGCUGAUAGGGUGGCAUUCUAAGUCUUAUUAGGGUAUGCACAUCAGCUGGAAUUAAUGCGUUAGAUGGAAAAAUAUACUGCAGAAGUGACUGUGCAAGUUGGCAUUUUCAACCAAAUUGUGAAAAUGCAGCUCUCAUCUUUUCUAAAAUCUUCCAAUCGAAAGGUUCUCAAACUCUACUUGCAGCAUUAGUUACUACAAGAAAAGCUUCUACAUCAUUGGAGAGAAAAGUCCCUUCUACAAUAGCUUCUGCAAUAACUUUUUUCUACUUUUGUUUCUCUUUGGUGGAGAUAAAGCUUGGCCUGCAAUUCCUCAGAAAGGAUUAGGAGGACCAUGCUACUUUGGGAAAUUGACACUGUUUGCCCCUAGUAUUCAACAGAUGCUUGACAUCAGGCACAAAUUCCAACGUCCAAAAUGUAGUGAGCAUCUAUUAGGCUCAGACUGCAAGGAUAAUGUAGAAUUGUGGAAUUGGCCUUCGGUUAUCCUGGCAUCACUUUUUACACCAGGAUCAGCUUCAUCACAGGCCCUUACAUCAUUCAAACGAUUGGCUUGUUGGACAGGAAAACAAAUUAACAUUACAUCUGCAAUCCGGAAUGAGCUUUCCACUGAUGUAGGUAGCAUACACCACGCUGUGUUACAGGAUAGGACUGCUAUAAAUUUUUUGUUGCUAGCACAAGGAGAUGAGCGUGAAGAUUUUGAAGGGAUGUGUUGCAUGAAUCUCUCUGACCACUCUGGAUCUAUUGACAAGAAAUUGUCAUUGCUUAAGGAGAAUAUGAAAAAGCUCACAGUGGUUGAGAAUUCUUUUGAUGAGUGGCUAAAAUCCUGGGGAAUAACAGGCUGGCUCAAGGAUUUAGUACCCUUUGGCAUGAUGAUACUUUGUCUUCUUUUUUCAAUUCUGCUUGUAGUGCCUUGCUGUGCAGAAAAUAUUGAGCAUGCUUUUAAAUCAGUCUGGCUUGUGCAAAAACAAAACCGGGGAACUGUUGAGAGUUUUUUGCAGAUUGAGGAGUUCUUGCUAGACAAGGGCCAUAUUCAGCCGAUGCACAAUCCAACCUGCUUGUACUAAUGGACAAUGGACACAUUCACAAACAAUGGAUAAUGGACAUAUUCAGAAAUGGGGUUGGUAUAUCCUUGAGAAAAAUACAAGAAGAGUCAUCAGGACUCAGCAAGUUUGACAGCAAGCUUGGGAAAGAAGGAAAAAAUUGAACCAUGAGUGGGCCAGAAGACGACAGCAAGACGCGUGAAAAAUUAGGUGAUCCAAUCAGCAUUCUAAUUUAGAUGUGUAAACAACUAGGAUUAACCAAUCAUGUAUUAGCUAGAGACACGUGGACAGUAGAGAUUUAUUAUAAAUACAGUCUUUUUAGGGAUAAUAAAUUUGG